Messenger RNA from Drosophila takahashii, 543 nucleotides. It is a transcript of the gene sala, whose product is annotated as spalt-adjacent. NCBI's taxonomy places the organism in Eukaryota, Metazoa, Arthropoda, Insecta, Diptera, Drosophilidae. The record is from RefSeq and is a predicted model, not a curated record.
AUGAAACUACUGAUUUCGCUGUCUGUAUUGGUGGUCACUGCUGCCGCUCAAAUUGGAAUUGGCCAAGGCGGACUCGGUGGUCAAGGAAAUUUUGGUGGCCAAGGAGGACUUGGAGGACAAGGAGGGUUCGGAGCACAAGGAGGAUUCGGUGGACAGUUUAAUUUGAAUGGUCAAGCUGGAUUUGGUGGCCAGGCAGGAAUUGGUCAGGGAGGAGUUCGCCCGAGUCAAGGAGGAUUCGCUGGACAAGUCCCAAUAAAUCAUUAUGAGCCCGGUUCUGGAAUUCCUGUGGGUUCUGGUCAUUAUCACGGAGGUAAUCCUGUAGGACCUGGUAAUUAUCAUGGAGGUAAUCCUGUAGGACCGGGUAAUUUCCACGAACAUCCGGAACAUCAUGGCGAACAUCACCGCGAUCAUCAUCAUGAGCACCAUGGACACCACGACCACCAUGCACAUCAUCGUCACUAGUUCAGACAUUAUUUUAUACCUAAUGAAAAUAAAGUGAAUUUCCACUAGCGACUAUAAUAAAAUUUAAUAUGCAGAAAAAAA